AUGAAUUCGAAAAUUUUAUCUGAUUGGAAUGUUGAGCCAAAAAUGACCUACAGGAAAGUAGUUGGUGUCAAUGGUCCUCUAGUAAUUUUAGACGACAUAGACUACCUAAAAUAUGCGGAAAUAGUUAAUCUUACUCUGGCAGAUGGGACAAACAAACAAGGACAGGUUUUAGAAGUACAAGGAAAAAAGGCAGUUGUUCAGGUAUUUGAAGGAACAGCGGGAAUUGAUGUUAAAAAAACACACGUUACAUUUACAGGACAUACUUUAAAAAUGCCUGUUUCUGAAGAUAUGUUGGGGAGAGUGUUUAAUGGUAGUGGAAUACCAAUUGAUGGUGGAUGCAAUGUAAUAGCCAGUGACUAUCUUGACAUACAAGGACAACCUCUUAAUCCAAUAGUAAGAACAUAUCCUGAAGAAAUGAUUCAGACAGGUAUAUCGUCUAUAGAUGUUAUGAAUUCUAUUGCCAGAGGACAAAAGAUUCCAAUUUUUAGUGGAUCGGGGUUACCUCACAACGAAGUGGCAGCUCAGAUAUGUAGACAAGCUGGCCUUGUUAAAAAGAAAGAUGUCAAGGAUAUGAGUGAUGAAAAUUUUGCAAUAAUUUUUGCUGCAAUGGGAGUUAACCAAGAAACAGCAAAAUUUUUUAAAAAUAGUUUUGAUGAAACCGGAAGCUCUGAACGUACAGCUUUAUUUUUAAAUCUUGCGAAUGAUCCUACAAUUGAGCGUAUUAUUACUCCAAGAUUGGCACUGACCGCUGCAGAAUAUCUUGCUUAUGAAAGAGAAAUGCAUGUUUUAGUUAUAUUGACUGAUAUGAGCUCAUAUGCAGAUUCGUUAAGAGAAGUUAGUGCUGCUAGAGAAGAAGUUCCUGGUAGAAGAGGAUAUCCUGGUUAUAUGUAUACUGAUUUGAGUACUAUUUACGAAAGAGCGGGAAGAAUAGAUGGUAAAAAUGGAUCUAUCACACAAAUUCCUAUUUUAACAAUGCCUAAUGAUGAUAUUACUCAUCCAAUACCCGAUUUAACUGGAUUUAUUACUGAAGGACAGAUUUAUAUUGACAGGCAGUUACACAACAGACAAAUUUAUCCACCUAUUAAUGUAUUGCCAUCGUUGUCUAGAUUAAUGAAAAGUGCUAUUGGUGAGAAUAUGACACGAAAAGACCAUUCUGAUGUAUCUAAUCAACUUUAUGCUAAAUAUGCGAUUGGUAAAGACGCACAAAGCAUGAAAGCAGUAGUCGGUGAAGAGUCUUUAUCUUAUGAAGACAAGUUAUCUAUUGAAUUUAAAGAAUCUUUUGAUAAAGAAUUUGUAUCGCAAGGUUAUGAUGAAUGUAGAACAAUUGAUCAGUCUCUUGAUCUUGCCUGGAAUUUACUUAAAAUUUAUCCACGCGAAAUGUUAAAUAGAAUUCCUGCUAAAAUUUUAGAUGAGUUUCAUUCAGUGCCACCUUCUGAUGUUCAACUAAAUGAUGAUUAA
Molecule: messenger RNA, 1458 nt
Organism: Vairimorpha ceranae
Lineage: Eukaryota; Fungi; Microsporidia; Nosematidae
Product: vacuolar atp synthase subunit b
Exons: 1
Coding region: 1-1458 (485 amino acids)
Biological process (GO): proton transmembrane transport; ATP metabolic process
Cellular component (GO): proton-transporting V-type ATPase, V1 domain
Molecular function (GO): ATP binding; proton-transporting ATPase activity, rotational mechanism
Source: RefSeq, a predicted model, not a curated record